This is a messenger RNA of Dermochelys coriacea (leatherback sea turtle), 770 nucleotides long. It is a transcript of the gene ACYP1, whose product is annotated as acylphosphatase 1. Lineage: Eukaryota; Metazoa; Chordata; Testudines; Dermochelyidae. Gene Ontology annotation, molecular function: acylphosphatase activity. The transcript is spliced from 3 exons. Bases 144 to 443 code for a protein of 99 amino acids. The record is from RefSeq and is a predicted model, not a curated record.
CGCUCUGGCACUCGGCUCCGCUCUAUGGUCGGGGGCUGCUCUGUUCCCGGCUCUACGACCCGACGGCGGUAAAAGCCGGCGCGCGCCACAGCCGUUGGGCGGCGCUGGCUCUGGCUGCGGGUCUCCGGCUGGCGUGCGUCACUAUGGCUGAGGGCGGCAGCCUCAUCUCUGUGGACUAUGAAGUCUUUGGGAAGGUCCAAGGAGUGUUCUUCCGCAAGUACACCCAGGCUGAGGGUAAGAAGCUGGGGGUGGUUGGCUGGGUCCAAAACACCGAAGACGGCACUGUGCAAGGACAAAUCCAAGGUCCCAGUGUCAAGGUACGGCAGCUGCAGGAAUGGCUCAGGAAGACAGGAAGCCCCAAAUCCCACAUCGACCGAGCAGAAUUCCACAAUGAGAAGAAGAUUGUUGCACUGGAGUACAGGAACUUCAGCAUUGUGAAAUAACUAGACAGAAAGCACUGAGGAAGGAGUUGAGCUCUCAAAAACUUCCCCACCAACCUUUACUUGUUCAGUCAGAUAGUGUCCAAAUACAGAGAGUCCUUAGUUUGAUCUUGUUACUCUUCUAAUUUAUUGUCUGUUUGUUAUACUAUUUAACCCUGAACCUUCCUGAAUCCCAUGGGCAGGAAAACAGGCAGACUGGAGGGUGAGACUGCCUUUAAUAAAGGGAUCAUUUGGAAACCCAACCUCUCAUAUCUGAAUUUAUUUGCAACCAUUCAAACUCAUUUUGCAUUUUAGAGAAUACACAGUCAGUAUAGUAUCCCAUCUAUUUCA